Messenger RNA from Phodopus roborovskii (desert hamster), 856 nucleotides. It is a transcript of the gene Gjb3, whose product is annotated as gap junction protein beta 3. NCBI's taxonomy places the organism in Eukaryota, Metazoa, Chordata, Mammalia, Rodentia, Cricetidae. Gene Ontology annotation, cellular component: connexin complex. The record is from RefSeq and is a predicted model, not a curated record. The coding region runs from base 31 to 843 and encodes 270 amino acids. The transcript has a single exon. Gene Ontology annotation, biological process: cell communication.
GCACAGCCCUCCGAGCCGCAAGCAGGCACCAUGGACUGGAAGAAGCUCCAGGAUCUACUGAGCGGCGUGAACCAGUACUCCACAGCAUUUGGGCGCAUCUGGCUGUCAGUAGUGUUCGUCUUCCGGGUGCUGGUGUACGUGGUUGCGGCUGAGCGUGUGUGGGGUGAUGAGCAAAAAGAUUUUGACUGUAACACCAGGCAGCCUGGCUGUACCAACGUGUGCUAUGACAACUUCUUCCCUAUCUCCAACAUCCGCCUCUGGGCCCUACAGCUCAUCUUCGUCACGUGCCCCUCUAUGUUGGUCAUCCUGCACGUCGCCUACCGUGAGGAACGAGAACGCAAGCAUCGCCUGAAGCAUGGGGAUCAGUGUGCCAAGCUCUACAGCCAUCCUGGCAAGAAGCAUGGUGGCCUGUGGUGGACCUACCUGCUCAGCCUCAUCUUCAAGCUCAUCAUUGAGUUGGUCUUCCUGUAUGUCUUACACAGGCUGUGGCAUGGCUUCACCAUGCCACGUCUGGUACAGUGUUCCAAUGUGGUACCCUGCCCCAACACUGUGGAUUGCUACAUCGCUCGACCCACGGAGAAGAAAGUCUUUACCUACUUCAUGGUAGGGGCCUCCGCUGUCUGCGUUAUUCUCACCAUCUGUGAGAUCUGCUACCUCAUCUUCCACAGGAUUAUGCGAGGCCUGAGCAAGGUCAAGUCUACAAAGAGCAGCAGCUCCCCAAAGUCCUCCAGCCUAGCCUCUACCUGCCACUAUCACCACAAGCUUCUGGAGAGUGGGGACCUGGAAGCAGACUCAGGCGAUGCCAAGCCACAGGCUUCAGCACCCAACCUGACCCCCAUUUGAACAGUGUGCUGGA